AUUAACUCCUUGUGAAAUCGGCCCUUCCUGCCUGUGCACACUGCCUUGGCCCGGAGCCACACUCCCAUUGGCUGGCUGUGGGGGCCACUGGGCAGAUAAAAGAGCCGUGCUCGCCGCUCCUGAUGUACACCACUCACUGCUGCGGUGUGUGAAGACUGAAAGAGAGGAGGACCCGACCACGGCUGUGCUAGACAACUUGUACAAUGGACGCUACAGAGUUCCGGAGGAGAGGGAAGGAGAUGGUAGACCUGAUAGCAGAUUACCUGGAGAACAUAGAGCAGAGGACGGUGUACCCCGACGUGGAGCCUGGGUACCUGCGGUCCCUCAUCCCUGAGGAGGCCCCAGAGGAGCCUGACACCUACGAGGACGUGGUCAAAGACGUUGAGAGGGUCAUCAUGCCUGGGGUGACCCACUGGCACAGCCCGUACUUCUAUGCCUACUUCCCCACGGCGAACUCCUUCCCGGCCAUGCUGGCAGACAUGCUGUCUGGAGCUAUUGGUUGCAUCGGAUUCUCCUGGGCUGCCAGCCCAGCUUGUACAGAGCUGGAGACAGUCAUGAUGGACUGGCUGGGGAAGAUGCUCAAGCUGCCAGAAGACUUCAUCGCCGGGACACACGGACAAGGAGGAGGCGUCAUCCAGGGUACGGCCAGUGAGGCAACUCUUGUGGCUCUCCUAGCUGCCCGCUGCAGGGCGGUCAGAAUGAUCCUGGCCAGUGACCCACAACGUCCAGAGACUGGCAUUAACUCCAAACUGGUGGCCUACUCCUCCGACCAGGCUCAUUGCUCGGUGGAACGAGCAGGUAUGAUUGCCGGAGUGAGGAUGAAGAAGAUUCCGACGGAGCAGUCAGACAAGUAUGCUGUCCAGGGAGAGACCCUCCGGAGAAUGAUACAGGAAGACAAGGCUGCAGGACUCAUCCCCUUCUACUUCUGUGCUACUCUUGGGACCACUCCCUCAUGUGCAUUUGAUCACAUUACUGAACUUGGGCCCAUAUGUAAUGCAGAGAAAAUCUGGAUGCACAUUGAUGCUGCAUAUGCUGGGAGUUCCUUUAUCUGUCCUGAAUUCAGACCCCUGUUGAACGGCAUUGAGUUUGCAGACUCUUUCAAUUUCAAUGCACACAAAUGGCUGUUGGUCAACUUUGACUGCUCUACAAUGUGGGUGAAGAAAAGAUCUGAUCUCAUUGGGGCCUUCAAGAUGGAUCCUCUAUACCUGAAACAUGAUCAUCAAGAGUCAGGACUGAUCACAGAUUACAGGCACUGGCAGAUUCCACUGGGCCGAAGGUUCCGCUCUCUCAAGAUGUGGUUUGUGUUCCGAAUGUAUGGGCUCAAAGGCCUUCAGGACUACAUCCGUAAGCAUGUGGAGUUGGCCAAAGAGUUUGAGAGCCUGGUUCGCGCUGACCAGCGCUUUGAGAUCAGUGCAGACGUCGUGUUAGGGCUGGUCUGCUUUAGACUAAAGGGUUCCAACGAGGUGAAUGAGACCUUGCUGAAGAGGCUCAACAAUGGCAGGAAGAUCCACCUGGUGCCGUGCCUGCUGUCUGGUCAGUUUGUGCUGCGCUUCGCCCUCUGCGCCCGCACCACCGAGUCACGUCACAUCCGCGAGGCCUGGCAACUCAUCACACAGCUGGCCGAAGAGGUCAUGCAGGAGCUGCCCCACUGACCAUCCACAUGGACUAGACAGGCUGGGUUGGUCCUGGAGCUGUAUGUAUCAAGCAGUAUUUCAGAGUUAGAGUGCAUGUCUAGGAUCAGGUCCCCCCUGUCCCUUCAUUAUAAUUUAAAAGGCUAAACUGAUCUUAGAAACUGAUCUUAGAUCAGCACUCCUACUCUGAGAUGCUUGAUGAAUAAGGGCCCUAACCCCACCUGACCAUGGCCGGUAUUCAAAAAGCGUCUCAGAGUAGGAGUUUCCAUGUUAUCUCAUUCCUUAUGAAGUAAAAGGCUAAACUGAUCCUAGUUCAGCACGGUUUGAUGCCUACUCUGAGAUGCUACAGGCCUGGAUCUCACUCAGUGGAGGCUCCUGAGGGGAGGACGGCUCAUAAUAAUGGCUGAAACGGAGGGACUGGAAUGGCAUCAAACCAUGCGUUUGACGUAUUUGAUACCAUUCCACUGACUCCAAUACCAGUCAUUACCACGAGCCCAUCCUCCCCAAUUGAGGUGGCACCAACUUCCUGUGAUCUCAUUGUGUUUAAAUCAUCAGCAAAUUGCAGCCCUUUCUCUCUGCUGUUUGAUCCCAUGUGUGUAUUUAUAUGUGUGGUUGUAUGUGAAUCAAUGAAUUUGUGUGGGUGCGCGUGACUAAAUUAAAGGUGCUUUUUGGGUGAAGCAAAUCAUAUCCAGAUGUUAAGGUUUUACCUGAUAAGUUACUGUAGUGUAGGGUUUACUGACAAUACACAAGCAUGUGUUCUAUGUAAAACCAGACUGACUGAGUUCUGCUGUGGAGCCCCAGAGUUCUGCUCUGACUCUACACCAGUGUGCUAAAUAAAUGAGAGAGGCU
Molecule: messenger RNA, 2480 nt
Organism: Oncorhynchus tshawytscha (Chinook salmon)
Lineage: Eukaryota; Metazoa; Chordata; Actinopteri; Salmoniformes; Salmonidae
Product: aromatic-L-amino-acid decarboxylase
Exons: 15
Coding region: 204-1652 (482 amino acids)
Biological process (GO): catecholamine metabolic process; amino acid metabolic process; serotonin biosynthetic process
Molecular function (GO): aromatic-L-amino-acid decarboxylase activity; pyridoxal phosphate binding
Source: RefSeq, a predicted model, not a curated record